Fonsecaea erecta is the source of this 1347-nucleotide messenger RNA. RefSeq names its product 1,3-beta-glucanosyltransferase gel1. The record is from RefSeq and is a predicted model, not a curated record. Gene Ontology annotation, molecular function: 1,3-beta-glucanosyltransferase activity. Gene Ontology annotation, biological process: fungal-type cell wall (1->3)-beta-D-glucan biosynthetic process. Gene Ontology annotation, cellular component: cytoplasm; fungal-type cell wall. The coding region runs from base 1 to 1347 and encodes 448 amino acids. Lineage: Eukaryota; Fungi; Ascomycota; Eurotiomycetes; Chaetothyriales; Herpotrichiellaceae. The transcript has 2 exons.
AUGCGCACUACAACUUUGGCUACUCUCGCUUUGGGCGCAGGUGCUGCGUCUGCAGCUUCUGUCAAAAGAGCAAGCAGCUUGCCGACAGUCUCGGUCAAGGGAAAUGCUUUUUUUGCCGGCAACGACCGAUUUUACAUUCGUGGUGUCGACUAUCAACCCGGUGGUUCCUCGGACGUGGCUGACCCAAUCGCCGACGAGGAUGGCUGCCAGAGGGACAUCCCGGAGUUUCAAAAGUUGGGCAUCAACGCGAUCCGAGUCUAUACUGUUGACAACACGGCAAACCAUGACACCUGCAUGAAUGCUCUGGCAGAUGCUGGCAUCUACCUGAUCCUGGACGUCAAUACCCCCAAGUAUUCCUUGAACCGAGCCGACCCCGGCCCAUCCUACAACGAUGUAUAUCUUCAGAGCGUCUUUGCCACGAUUGACGCCUUCCAAGGUUACAGCAACACCUUGGCCUUCUUCUCGGGCAACGAAGUCAUCAACGACCCCUCGACCUCCGCAGCUGCGCCGUACGUCAAGGCUGUCACUCGUGAUAUCAGACAAUACAUCCGAAACCGAGGCUACAGGACCAUCCCUGUGGGCUACUCUGCCGCCGAUGUGGCCGAGAACCGUUUGGAAAUGGCCGAGUACAUGAACUGCGGCACGGACGAUGAGCGUUCGGAUUUCUUCGCCUUUAACGACUAUUCCUGGUGUGAUCCUUCGUCUUUCACCGUCUCUGGCUGGGACCAGAAGGUCAAGAACUUCACGGGCUAUGGUAUCCCCAUCUUCCUGUCGGAGUAUGGCUGCAACACCAACACUCGUGACUUUGGCGAGGUUGUGGCUCUCUACAGCUCCCAAAUGACCCCGGUCUACUCUGGUGGCUUGGUCUACGAGUAUUCCCAGGAAGCGAGCAACUACGGCCUUGUCGAGAUCAAUGGCAACUCCGUUGACGAAUUGCCUGAUUUCGGUACCCUUCAAAAGCAAUACGCCAGCAACCCUAACCCUAAGGGUGAUGGUGGUUACAACUCGACUGGCGGCGCAUCUGGUUGCCCUGCUUACUCGUCACCCAACUGGCUUGUCAAGGAUGAUUCUCUCCCUGCCAUCCCUGACGGUGCGCAGAAGUACAUGACUCAAGGCGCCGGCACAGGACCUGGUCUCUCUGGUGCUGGCUCUCAGAAUGCCGGUGGUGCUUCUACUGGAACCGCCACCGCAGGCAGCGGAGCUCCUAGCCAGACCGGCGGCUCUGGCACCAGCAGUGGAACCAGCAAUGCAGCCGUUUCCGUCAUGGUCCCCGAAAUGUCGUUCGCUCCUCUGGUGUGCGGUGCUCUCGUUGCAAUGUUCACGCUGUUUGGCGCUACUUUGUUGUAA